Messenger RNA from Melampsora larici-populina 98AG31, 879 nucleotides. RefSeq lists its product as uncharacterized. Bases 1 to 879 code for a protein of 292 amino acids. The transcript has 3 exons. The record is from RefSeq and is a predicted model, not a curated record. NCBI's taxonomy places the organism in Eukaryota, Fungi, Basidiomycota, Pucciniomycetes, Pucciniales, Melampsoraceae.
AUGUCUUCACCUUUUACUUCCAACGGCAUCGAUACUUCUUCAGAUGUCCUAACUCCUACCACGCCUCUUCAUAUCUCGACCCUUCCUGUCAGUUCAGCUGCUGCGAGAUCGAUUCUCGAAGUUGUCAUGUCUACUCGCGGAAGCGCUGAACGUGACCCCGUGUCAAUCCCUUUAACUGCCCACCCGGGUGUCAAGGAAGGCAAAGACCAGUGCAUGAAGUGUGGCAUGAUUGGGCACCGUACUUAUCAAUGCGCUGAAUAUUCAACUUCCGCCGAAUCGAUCCCAGACUGGCGCCGUACAACUAACGGUAAGAUCUACAGUGUCAAGGCAUUACUCGGUAUGCAUCCUUACUGCAAGUGGACUAUGGACACGGUAUUGGAAGAUUCCUCGAGUCGAAACCUUGAUGAUAAUAGCCCAUCGGCCACACCCACCCCUGUCCCUACGAGUGUCGCAUCCAAGGCUUCAAAUGACGAAUCGACCAACUUGACUUCGAAUGACAAUUCGACCAAUUUGCCUGCAAACGAAGAUACGACCAAUUUAAAUAUUGAAGCCAUGUAUUUCGAAAUCGGUCGUUCAGUCACUUCCGCAUGGACCGAGGGGAUUGAUAUCAGUCCUCCAUCCCCCACCCCUCCGGCUACCUUGUCUUCACCAUCUGCGGUGGUGAAUCCAAGACAAGAUUCUCGAUCGAAGGGAAAAGGAUCUCUCCACCAAGCUUUCAAUCCUUUGGUGACCCCAUGGAACGAUUGGUACGAAAUUUGGAAUCGGAUCCCCAAGCACCAGCAAUGCUGCUGCUGCCGCGGCCAUAAGCAAACGUGUCACAGGUCUGAACCAUAUAGCCGUAACCGUCGGGCGGGAUCCUGUCCUAUGGAGGAGUCUUGA